UAUUCAAAUGACUAAUGAGCGCAUAGUCAUGGUACCUAAGAUUAGGUUUUUGCUUAUAGAUAAACCAGUGAAGCAUUUAUUAUGUUUCUAAUGUAUGUACUAAUUCAUUAUCCUGCUUCUCUGUUCCCACAUAUGCUGUCUUACUCUUUCUGGUUUGCCUGCAGACAAAAGAAGCAUUCAAAGAGUGAGAAGAGUAUUUCCAUGCGUUUGGUGUCACAGAGAGUGGUAAUCUUCUUGGGUAAAAGCCAUAGAAGUUUCUGCUACCUGGUUGGGCUGUACUUUGGAAUGCGGAUAAUUUAACCUUCCCGUAUUCAGUUCAAAGAGUUCGUAACGUGGUCAAGACUUUGCAGGUAAUAGACAUGGCAGCAUUGCUGAGAAUGAGAGGCAGCAGUGUUUACUCUAAACAUCAACAUAGUCUUUCCUUCUUGCUGAAUGAAUCCCUUUGCUGUGUUCAGCUCUUGAAAUUACGCUCAUUCUGUAGUUCUGUCAAAUUUGAUGAUCAUCAACACUACAAUAAUACUCCCAACUCUCCUAACCCAAAUACCCCUCAGUCAAACUUUUCUCCUCCUGAGCCUAUACCCAAUAGGCCAUUGAGAGAUGAGUCUAGAAGACCCCCGUUUAUUCCCCGGGGCCAACGGCAGGCAAGGAGGCCUUCUGCUAGUUUCAACCGAUUUGAUGGGCAAGAUAGAAAUCAGAGUCCACAGGCUAGUAGUGGCGAAGAUUUUCUCAAGAGAUUUCAGCUUGGAUUUGACCAUGAAAAAAGCGACCCAAAUCAUACCAAUCCUCUCAAAGGAGAGAGUACUGAGAGUUCUGCUGAGGAAUCACCACCUCCACUGCAAGAUGCAGAUGAGAUAUUUAAAAAAAUGAAAGAAACUGGGUUGAUUCCAAAUGCUGUAGCAAUGCUUGACGGGCUUUGCAAGGAUGGAUUGGUUCAAGAGGCAAUGAAGCUCUUUGGGAUUAUGCGUGAGAAGGGUACCCUUCCGGAAGUAGUUAUAUACACUGCUGUAGUCGAGGGGUUCUGCAAGGCUUAUAAUCAUGAUGAUGCUGUGAGAAUUUUCCGAAAAAUGCAAAGCAAUGGCAUUAUUCCUAAUGCUUUCACUUAUAGCAUCUUGAUCCAGGGGCUUUGCCAAGGAAAGAGAUUGGAGGACGCAUUUAUGUUCUGUCUGGAAAUGAUGGAGGCAGGACAUUCACCUAACUUAGCAACGUUCAUUGGUUUGGUUGAUGGGUAUUGUAAGGAGAAAACAUUGGAGGAUGCCCAAAACAUGAUUCAAACACUGAGGCAAAAAGGCUAUUACCUUGAUGAGAAAGCUGUUAGGGAGUACUUGAACAAGAAAGGACCAUUCUUACCAUUGGUUUGGGAGGCAACCCUAGGCAAGAAAGCUUCACCCAGGCAAUCUUUGUUUUAGUUAUUUUGAAUGCUUGGAAGAGUCUCAAUACUUUUCUUCCUCCACCCCAAUUUCCAUGUGUUCACACAUUUUGCCUAGUUGGACAGGUAUUGGCUGUUAGCAAUUAGCUAUAAGUCUAGAACAUGUAUGCAGCCACUUAAGUUCAAGAAUGUCACUGAACGAAUGUAGUUAAUGUGGUUGUAGUUAGUUAUGCUUGGAGUCUCAUCAGCCACUAAUAUCAUUAUUUCCAUUUUCCGAACUGAAUUGAAGGUCCUGGAGAAAGAUUAUAUGCAAACUAAGUAGUUGUUGCAAA
Ipomoea triloba (trilobed morning glory) is the source of this 1698-nucleotide messenger RNA. Its product is annotated as pentatricopeptide repeat-containing protein At4g38150-like. Gene Ontology annotation, molecular function: protein binding. NCBI's taxonomy places the organism in Eukaryota, Viridiplantae, Streptophyta, Magnoliopsida, Solanales, Convolvulaceae. Bases 360 to 1406 code for a protein of 348 amino acids. The record is from RefSeq and is a predicted model, not a curated record. The transcript has a single exon.